Molecule: messenger RNA, 698 nt
Organism: Ochlerotatus camptorhynchus
Lineage: Eukaryota; Metazoa; Arthropoda; Insecta; Diptera; Culicidae
Product: interaptin-like
Exons: 4
Coding region: 9-698 (229 amino acids)
Biological process (GO): vesicle-mediated transport
Cellular component (GO): membrane
Source: RefSeq, a predicted model, not a curated record
CGCCGAAGAUGGUCAAAGAUCGAUUGAACGAGUUACUAGAGAAAAGUGAAUUCAAGGACUUGGAAGACACCUCCGUCCAGGAGCAUGAUCGCAAGAUACUGCACAACCAGAAGCAGAUCUUGCAGGAUCUGAAGCAAUUUUCAGAAAUCUCGAGGUGGAUUGAUGACUUGCAGCAGAACAUCCUCGACAUAGAGGUGAACCUUUUCGCUGAUGAGAACGACAACGGCGACACCGGUUCGGUCAAUGUCAGUCAAAGGCUAGAUGAGAACGCCAACUUGUGCUUCAAAAUCUUCAAUGCCGUCAAACGACUGCAGGAGGAUCUGGACAAACUGAAGCAGCAGCAACAGAACGAUGACACGGAAGAGGAAGAGGGCUUGGUGAAUCUCGUGCGACGAACGCAGUUCGAUAACAUUAAGACUGCCUACAUUGAUGCGUACUGGAAGUACAAUGCGGUGGUACGCCGCUACGAGGAUGAAAUCAAAGAUAAGAGCUUGGUCGCAACCAAUUGCGCACCCAAGCGCGAUUCUUCUCCCCGUCGGACGGAAUUUCCCGGCAUUUGCCAACCGGCCGGAAGCGGACAGGUCCGUCAACACAUCGGUCCGAGGAGGCUCGAGGGACCUCCACGUGGACAGGAUCCACGCGCCGGCUCGUCAUCAAAACCGGCACGGCAUAGUAACCGCCAUCGCAUUGGCGUGUGA